AUGGAUGAUGGAGCGUUUGAAGACCAUGCCUUGCGAGAGGCUCAGCGGGAGUAUUUGGAUUUCCUGGAUGAUGAUGUGCGCUGCCAUUUGUAUUUACCAUUAAAACUGAGUGUUCAUUGUGGCCCAUUGUUCAUAGUGUGUUUAAUUCAGGAGAUGUCCCUCAAUAUCACCAACGUAUAAGAAAUAUUCAAGAAUAUAGCAGUAAUAUCUGACCAAAUGCAAAACAACCUUCGAGAAUACAAUGUUAAAUAUCACUGGUUUAAAUGGAGUUUCAAAGCUGAUUCCUGCCCUAGACCCAGUUAUUAAUUAACAUCCCUUUUCUAGAGUAUAUAUUUUGGUGUCAUCUCAAAAUACGCUAAUCUUUUUAUGAAAUUCCAGAGAAACGUUUAGUAGAUCUAUUGUUUGCUUUUCCUGAUGCCUGAUGUACUAUAUUAUCUCUCAGCAAGAUCAAGGUGUAUAUCAUGGGAAAGUAAAGGACAUGAUUGGGGCCAAUGAGCACCGGCUAAUUAUCAACCUGAAUGAUCUGAGGAAGAAGAAUGAGAGGAGAGCCAGCACGUGAGUUACACACAGGGGUAUAUGUAGCAUUGGGGGUCACUGAUAUGGACACUACAGUAUUCUAGUCCACAUCAGCAUAGUGGACAAACCAUCUAACCAUGGUUGCAGGAGAGGCUUUAGACUACAGCAAGGUCUUCUCCCAAUCUAUGUCAGCAAUUAAGCCAUUCAGUAAAAAAAAGUCUUGUAUUUGGUUACAAGUUCCUGACCGCCUACUUUUAUAAAUGUAUUGUUAGAACAAGAAAAUCUGUGGUUUUAUUCAGCACAGGUGUCUGAUAUAAAUGAGAAGACUUGUCAAAGGGAUAUAAAACACUCUGCAACUUGUGAAAUAUUCUUAAUUAUAACUUCUAAAUAAUAGAAUGUUAUUUGAUUGAAAGUAAUGCACUAUUAAAUAAAUUUAAUUAUUAAAACCUGCACACCCCAUUUUGCAGGGUUAAGGGUAGUGGGAGUUGGCACCCAGACCACUCCAAUGGGCAGAAGUUGUCUGGGUGCCUGGAGUGUCCCUUUAAUGGUAAUAAGAAGGCACAGGUAUAGAGAUUAGCAAUCUGGCUCUUAACAAUAGUGAGUUUUAUUUAUAUAUAUAUAUAUUUCACAGUCAAUCAAAUAAAUAGCUCUAAGGUUAGGGGGGGGGAAUUAGAUCACUUUUAAUAAGAUAAGAUGAAGGGUGUCCAGGAGCUAAAUUAAUAUACUCUAGUGGUAUAGUAUACCAAAAUUGUUGUACCUAUAUGCUCACAAUGAGAUUAAAUAUCAAGUCCUGAGUGAGUUUGUGUUAAAUCUCAAUAUGAAGAAAUAGUCACCAAGAAUGUAACAAAAGAGUAAUCCCACUAGACUGUGUAUAUGUGUUAUGCACAGUUGUGGAGCCCUAUUGCAAAAGCAAUAUAAUUCACUGAGGGUCAGUAAAUAUAUUAAAAAAAAAAAAAAAAAAUGAAGAACGCACUGGUAGCACAAAGCAGUACAGUGUCCAUGAUCACUGCUUGCUACUAGGCAAAAUAUAAAAUAGAAUACAAAGGAGAGAGAGAGAGAGAGAAGAGAAAAUUGCUUCUUUAAAAAUCCAUUAGUCUUUAAUCAAGUAGAAUAAAUUCAAACAUGUUGAAUGGUAAAAUCAAAUAGAAUAAAAUUGACACCAACAGUAGCUCAAUGUGGCAUGUACAGAUGCCGCAUCAAUAACUCUCCUGGUGGAUGUAAUUAGUGGGAGCUGCAUUCUUCGCUGUGUGGUAUCAGCCGGUCAGGUUGGAGUGUGUUUCAACCAGCGUUCCACCCGAAGCCUCACUCCCAAUUGGAAAUUCCACCAAUAUCAGAGAGAGCUGAUCAUAAGUAGUUGUCAGUGCGAGGACCUAGAUUGUAGAGCAUUGCUGUGGUAAUGUCCAGCAAUAAAGUGGUGAUUGCAGAUUCUCAAUAGAGUUUAGUAUGUGUCCAUAGCCUACCCCUCUAGCUGCGUGGUUGGAAUGCUUUGUGCGACUUGAAACCUGUGUGGAGAAAUAUUUACCCAUUCGGUACCAGUGAACUCUAUGGCGCCAAGCCUCUGCAGACACACAGCCCAUGCAAAUGGCGCUUCAUUAAAUAGAAUUAUAAUUCAUGAUAUCACCCCAGUGCUUAUAGGGACUACUUCAUCUAGGUGACAUUAUGCUGUUUGGAGUUGCAGCGAUGACAUGGACCAAUCAGAAUGCAUGUGAACCUAUUUUAAGCCAGUUACUUGUUGCCAUAUUGUGUUUAUUUUUAUUUGUUUUGGUUACACGUUUAGUAUAUCUAGUGACUCUCUUCUAUUCCUGUUAUUAACCUUGGCUCCAUUUUGACUUUUGAGAAUUUCUGGUAUCCUGACCUGGCUUGUAUAUUGACAUGUGGAUUUCUAUAUUUCUGACCCGUCUUGUUUAUCCAUAUUUCUGUAUUCCUGACCUCUUCUUGUCCUGACUUUGAUUCUUCUUUUUACUAUAUUAAGACUGACCAUUCUAAGGCGAAAAAGACAAACAUUUACUCCAUAAUCAUAACAAUGUAUUCUAGUGUAGGUCAUGGUAUAUUGUUCCUUUUUGUUCCUGCAUGGAUUGGCUUGUAGCUGCAUAGAAGGCUUUACCUCUGCCAUAAAAGCACUGUGUUUACUGCAUAGGUUUAAAAAUUCCAGUGAAGUCUAUCACCUCCUGUCAUCUCCCCAAUCUCUCCCUCUGACAAGUCUUACCCAGUAUUUACUGUUUAGGGGCAAAGCUCCUAUUCUUCUAUUCGGAGUACCUUGUGUAAUUGCUCACUUAAUAUAUUCAGUCUGUAUUCAUCAUAAACCGUUCGCAUUUGGGGUGCAUUCUACAUACAAGCAGAUGGCAGAUCUCUCUCCCUUUUCAUAUAGGAUGCUAUGAAUUGACCAAUGUGCAUACAAAGUAUAGGUGUGGAUGGGGCAAUAAUUUCCCCUUGUGAUGUUUUUGAAUGGGGAGGUGGUCUUUUAGCUAUUUAAUGUGUGUGCGUGGUGUCUGGUGUCUUUAAAAAAAAAAAAAAUUCCCCUGCAGAUUAAGUUAAAAAAAAAUUUUAUUUUAUUUUUUAAUGCUACUAGUAUUGGCAUGUAUCUUCGAGUAUCCUUUUAGCUGUCUUUGUAGUCCUAUCCUAAUUUGUAUCAGUUCUCUAAUUUCAGAUUGCUCCAGAAUGCAUUUGGAGAUGCAAUAGCUUUCCAGAGAGCCUUGAAGGAAUUGGUAGCCUCAAUUGACUCAACAUAUGCCAAGCAAUUUGAGGAGUUCAACGUUGGGUUUGAAGGAAGCUUUGGUGCAAAGCAUGUAUCUCCCCGUACCCUCACGUCUGUUUACUUGGGCAGCUUGGUCUGUGUGGAAGGAAUAGUAACAAAGUGUAUGUUAUUUUUAUAUUCCUCUGUGUCCUAUGGAUAAUUUGUCAUAACCUUUUAUAACCCAGCACUGUAAAUACAUAUUUUCUAGCCUUAUGAUUAUAGGGACGAUGACAUCCAAUCUGUGAAGUACAUUUAUAUAUAUAUAUAUAUAUAUAUAUAUAUAUAUAUCUCAUCAAUGUGAAAUGUAUUUAUUUUUAAAAUUCUUUAUUUGUAAUGUGAUAGUGUGAAUAAUGUGGAAUAAUAAGCAUGGUGGUGGUAGGUGGCAGAAUAGCCACUUUAACUGUAACAUCCGUGGUAACUACAAUAAUGUCCCUGGAAUAAUCUUCAGGGGUGGUCGGGGACUUGUGGGUCUGGAAUUCAGCGAUGAUGGGUAAUACUCCAUCGCCCUCCAUCCCCAUCUCUGCCGCCACUUUGUUGGUAAAAUCUAGCAGGUGUGCACAUGACUCCUUUGGUGCCAUGUCUCCAGGGUUGUCACAGUGUGUGUGUAUGGAGUUGCCGAGACAAAGUCUCCCCUUGGGAUCGAGUCUCUUAGAACCCCACCUCCUGGGUCUCCACUGCACUGAUGUGUGAGGUGAGGCUUUAAAUCUCUGUGCACACUCCAUCCAGAUCAGACUUCUAGUCCUCCCAGAGGUCAAGCAGCAGGUUUUUUUUUUUUUUUUUAAAUAUCAACCUCAUUGGAUGGUGAGGCUUUAGAGUUCGCAGGAGCCAACACAUCUGAUUAGAUGCUUAGCUAGGCAUGCCCCCUGUGAAAUUGUUUUCAUCCCAGAAAGGUGGAGACACAAAUGCUUUUCCUCCUCCAAUACAAUGUGUGCCCUGGACUGUGUAAACAUAACAAAAGUUAAAGCACCACUAUAGUGCCAGGAAAACAAACUUUUUCCUGGCAUUAUAGGGUCAUUAGGUCCCCCCACCCUUAGGGCCUCCCUCCCGCUGGGCUGAAGGGGUUAAAACCCCUUCAGCCACUUACCUUUCUCCAGUGCCGGGCUCCCUCGGCGCUGGGGAACUCUUAUCCCUCUACCGACGUCAAAUCCGAAUGCGCGGCAAGAGCCACGCGUGCAUUCAAACUGCCCAUAGGAAAGGAUUACUCAAUGCUUUCCUAUGGACGUCCAGCGUCUUCUCACUGUAAAUUUUUUUUCACAGUGAGAAGGGCGGAAGCGCCUCUAGCGGCUGUCAGUGAGACAGCCACUAGAAGCUGGAUUAACCCUCAGUGAAACAUAGCAGUUUCUCUGAAACUGCUAUGUUUUCAGCUGCAGGGUUAAAACUAGAGGGACCUGGCACCCAGACCACUUCGUUGAACUGAAGUGGUCUGGGUGCCUCUAUAGUGGUCCAAAUUAGAUUUUCACUGUGUUAUUCAAUGAUUCAACUUCCAAUCUUAUUUUAACAGUUUAGUUUGAAUUAAUAUAAUAUUUGAAUCUGAAUACUUUGGGGGUUGGGGAUAUAUAUACUAAAUUGCUGUUAAGAAUUUGUUCUCUGAUAGUUCAUUAUGGUCUAGUUCAAAAACCAUGAAACCUUUCUCUGCAGGAACUUUCAGUCUCUGCCACAGGGGUGCAAAGAUGGAAGAGAAAAUAUGUAUGUAUAUAUGGUAUAAGCCUUGAUUGUAUCUGAAAAUCUAUAUCUAAUGGGAUAUAGUAUCUUAUUUCCUUUUUAUUCUUAACAUGGAUGGUUUGGCAGACGGGCAGGUUAACACUGUCCAUCUUUUGUCUUGUAUAAUUAACAUAACUAGAAAAGCUACAAUUUCUGGAGAAAUUGUGGGAAGUGUUCUUGCCUCCACCAGUAGUCUACAACUGAAGUGGGCGGAGUAACUGUUAUUUAUUUAUAUAGCACAUUUAAUUGCAACGUUGCCCAAAGUGCUUCACAGUUACAUUAAAACACACAUUUAUAAAAACAUUAGCAGGUGUACAAAAGGCCCUGCCUAUGACAUCACUUGCUGCUCCAGCCUGGCACAGGUCAGAGUAUUUUGGCGGUUGCCAUCUGCAAACGGUCGUAUUUUAAAAAAAUAUAAAUUCUACAGUGAAGAGCUUUAUAUUGUGAGAAUCACAAGACCCAGACCUACAUUUUGAUGCAUAGUAUGUCUCUGGAGUAUUAAAAAUGAAGGCACAGUAGCCGUUUAGAAAUAGCCCUUCAAAUUUGAGCUGUCUAGAGUGGAGUUUCAAUGAAUGUUAAUGGACGGCGUGAGUUGCAAACAAAUGGUCAUUUCGUGAAAAUUAUCAGGACUAUGGCUUAGCCUUUUUAGUGGCAGCAGGGAUAGCUGAACGUUUUGAUAUAAGAUUUGUGUAGGUGGGCUUGAAAAUGAGGGAGUGGUGGCAGUUUGGAAAUCAUGUCCUGAUUUUUCAGCUUUUGCCAGCUCCCACUCUAGCUUUGAACAUUUUGCCAUUUGUUCCUAUGGCACCAAUUUCGCCACAAGAAUGACGAUAUUCCAUGAACCAUUCGGCGAAACGUUCCACAAAGUAAUAGCAAUCCAAUCGGGAACAAUCCACAUGUUUCGUUAUAUUACUGUCUAUGUAGUGUAAAAACUGUGGGAGGAGUUAGGGUGGUAAAUUUGGCAAGAAUAAUAUAUAAUGUGAGAUAACAUUAAGUGGUCUUGCUAUGCAAGAACACAACUAGAAAAGCUAGUUUUUACAUUAAUGUUUUGAUGUAACUGUGAAGUACUUUGGGCAACAACGUUGCAAUUAAAUGUGCUAUAUAAAUAAAUGUUGAAAUGCAUUUCUCACUCUUUCAAGCUUGCCAUGUGCACUUUUUAAAUUUGAUCAAUCAAUUGGUUAGUGUAAUGUUUACUAUCUUUACUCACUCCAAACACUCCACAAAGUUACUCUGCCCAGUUCAACCUUUCCACACCAUUACUCCAGCCACUCCAACCACACAAGUUACUCAGGCCACUCCACCCAGUUUCUCCGCCCACUCCAGUUGUAGAUAAGGAUCAACCGAUCUUGAUUUAUUUUUUUUAGCGCCGAUAGUGAUAAUCUGUGAACUUUCAGGCCGAUAGCCGAUAACUUGCUGAUAUUCUGUACAUUUACCAUUUUGAAAAAAUAAACUAUUUCUAAAGGUAAACAAAAUAUACAUGCCAUGUGUAGUGGAUGCAGUGUGUUUAGACAGGGGAGCUGUGUGUGUUUGUGUAGUGUGUUUGUAGGGGAUGCAGUGUGUGUGUGUGUAUAUGUAUGUGUGUAUAUAUAUAUAUAUAUAUAUGUAUAUGUAUAUGUAUAUGUAUAUGUAUAUGUAUAUGUAUAUAUAUAUAUAUAUAUAUAUAUAUGUAUAUAUAUAUAUAUAUAUAUAAUGCAGAGUGUUUUUGUAGUGUGUGUAGUGAAUGCAGUGUAUGUAUACAAUGCUGUGUGUGUGUGUGUAAUGUGUGUUUGUGUAGUGUUUAUAUAAUGCAGUGUGUGUAGUGUACGUAAAGUAAAUGCAUUGUGUUUGUGCAGUGUGUGUAUACAAUGCAGUGUGUGUGUGUGUGUGUAAUAUGUAUAGUGAAUGCAGUGUGUGGUGUGUGUAGAGUGUAUUUGUGUAGUGUGCAUUAUAUACACACACUACACAAACACUGCAUUAUAUACACACACUUGGCAAACACACUGCAUUAUAGACACACACUUGGCAAACACUGCAUUAUUUAUAUAUAUAUAUAUAAUAUAUAUAUAUAUAUAUAUAUAUAUAUAUAUAUAUACACACACACUGCAUUCACUGUACACACACUACACAAACACACACACUGCAUUCAUUAUAUACACAGUGCUUGUGUAGUAUGUUUAUAUAAUGCAGUGUGUCUGUUUCUGUAGGUAUGUGAUUUGGGGGGAGGGGGUAUUUUUUUUGAAAUUUAAUAAAAUAUAUAAUUAUUUUUCUUCUUACUUGGCCAGGGAGGGGGGAUAUAGCAUUCCCUGGUGGUCCAGUGGCCUGGAAAGUAUAGCGGGGCCCGCAGCAAGCGCUUACUUAUCUUUCCAGCAGCUUCCUGUGUAAAUCUCGUGGCAUGCGUGCCGCGCGGAGCGUUGUCAUGGUAACCCGUGGCAACGCUCUGACAGCCGCGGGUCUCAUGAGAUUUACACAGGGAGCAGAAGGGAUCUGCUGGGAAGGUAAGUAACAGCUUGCUGGGCCCCCCCGGACCGCCGGGCUUGUAAUGGGCCCGGCAGUCCUGGUAUGUAUUAUCGGCAAUAUCGGUAUCUUUAGUGGCCCAUACCAAUAUUGGCGAAAAUACCAAAUAUCGGUAAAACCGAUAAUCGGUAGAUCACUAGUUGUAGCCUACUGGUGAAGGCAAGAACACUUCACACAAUUUUGCCAGAAAUUGUAGCUUUUCUAGUUAAUAUUUUUAUAAUUAAAACUAUUCCACCAAGCCUCCCUACCUUGAGGGCUGGUGUGGGUCUGUCAUUGGGGGUCCAGUGGGGCUGCUGUAGAAUCAGAGGUGGCGAGGGAGUUCUGGUCUCUUAAAGUGAUCAAGGUACCUGGAAUCUGUGUGCAGUGUUUUGUUAUGAAAAGCUGCACUUACCAAGUUCAACACCUUGACUGCCAGAGGUGUAAUUCCAUCCCUGCAGCAUCAUGUGUCACUGGCGAAUAUCCAUUCUGUGCAAAUUUUGAUCUAGUGUCUGAGCUGACUGUUAGUUAAUGAAUGGUUUGACUUUUCAGAGCAGGUUACCGGACCCUCAGAACCCAGUGGGGACCCAAAUAAGCGGUAAACCAUUCCUAGGGAACAGUUUUAGGAUUACAUCAUUUGUACUUUAAUUUUAAGUUUUCUCCCAAUACUACCUGGUGAUCUCUGCCUUCAUACUCCAAAAUGUUGUGUAAGUGAACUAAAAAGUAAACAUUCUCCACUAAGUGUGCAAUGCACUCUCCAGAUUUGAAGUCGCAUGUAACUUUUUUGGCCUGGCUAGCAGAAAUUCCAAGCCCAAUAAAAUAGAUUAGAAACCUUCUGGUAUUUCUAUUUACUAGGUUCCAUGGUGAGGCCGAAAGUGAUGCGUAGUGUCCACUAUUGCCCAGCGACGAAAAAAACACUUGAAAGGAAAUAUACUGACCUCACAACACUGGAGGCAUUCCCAUCAAGUUCCAUCUACCCUACAAAGGUAAGUGAUAUUUAGAGGCUUGCUCACUAAAGUGAAGUUCAAAUGUUAAAGGGACACUAUAGUCACCAGAACAAAUACAGCUUAAAGUAUUUGUUCUACUGUUUACAGCCUGUCCUCCUCAGAUACUUGCAGUCCACACUAUGCAGCACUGACAUUCAGUGUCUCUGCGCUCUGCCAGAGACCCUGAACUUUUCUCAUAGAGAUGUAUUGAUUUAAUGCAUCUCUACGAGGAGAUGCUGAUUGACCAGGGUGGUGUUUGGCUCUGCCCCCAGGUUGCCUCCUUGGCUGUGAUCAUCAGACUUUUCCUAAGGGAAAGCAUUGUGACUGUCUGAGAUCAUCACUCCAGCAAUGGAGGCAGGUCAGGGGCAGAGCCAGCAGCAGCAGACUGGAAUAAAGGUAAGAUUUUACUAUAUUUAGGGUGGAGCAGGGGGUAGGUUGUUUUUACCACUAUAGGGUCAAGAAUAAAUUUGUGUUCCUUUUAAAGUAAAAUUAACUGAACUGGAAAAAUUCUAAGUAUGUUUCCUGUCCAAAUUAUUUGGUCUAGAAUGUUCGUGAAUAAGUGUGUUAGUAAAUGUAAUGGCAGGUUGGAUGGAGGUGUGUGUGUGUGUGUGUGUGUGUGUGUGUGUGUGUGUGUGUUGACCAUUUCUGCUUUCUUUAUUGACGUAGGAUGAAGAGAACAAUCCUCUUGAAACUGAAUUUGGAUUGAGCACUUACAAAGAUCAUCAAACUGUGACCAUCCAAGAAAUGCCUGAGAAGGCUCCAGCAGGGCAGCUGCCUCGUUCAGUCGAUAUAAUUGCUGAUGAUGAUUUGGUAGACAAAUGUAAACCAGGAGACAGAGUGCAAAUAGUAGGCAUAUACCGCUGUCUUCCGUCCAAACAAGGUGGCUUUACAUCUGGUACAUUCAGGUGAAGUUACUGCACGAGUGGUCUUGUUUCUGCAUUGUUUUCAACUACUUUCUUUACAUAUAAACGAGGUGUUGCUUCAAAACGUUUUCUGCCUAGGCGGUUUAACAAAUGAAAAACACACAGAAAAGUAGAAAAAUCUCCUGCGCGUGGCCUUUAUGCCACAACUCUGGUAAUAAUGAAGGCUAGGAAUUCACCUAUUUUCGUUCUGCAUGCGUUUAAUGUUUACCCUAACGCUUGAUUGAUUUAUUUAUUUUUUGGUGUGUGUGUGAAUUAAUCUAGAAACUUUAUCUAGAUCGCAAAUUGAGGUCUAUAUGUAUUUUUUUUUUUUUUUGUACCAUGUUGCAUAUUAGUCAAUUAACGGAGUACUUUUAAGGAUCCACCUUGUGAAGAUGAUUUGGAGCAUUCUGAUUACCAGGUGCCGUUUUUUUUUUUGUGAUUGUGGUCGGUAUGGCAAUGUUUACACCAAUUCACGAGGAUAAAUAAAAACAAACUAUCUUUCAGAACAAGGGAUUAGACAAAUUCCAUAACUUCACGCCGUCUUACUUAAAAUGGUUGAAGGGAAAGUAGUAGGAAGGUUUCUGCAUGUGACUAAAUCGAGUGUAGUGUGGAUAUGGAAUAAUGGUAAAUUGUAAUGUCACUUGUGAAAUUGCCAUAAUCCACUAGAUGGCAGACUGCAUCACCUUUUGGUUUUCUUCAUUUUAUAUUGAAUAGAGAACUUGAACUGUCAACCAUUCACAUUUCUAUAAUAUUGGGUCAUCAUUGGAAUCUACUUUCAACCUUGGUUUGAUAUAAAAAAGAAACUGGAAAUAUUUUUUUUUUUUUCUUGUAAUCCAAAGAUUUACUUGUCGAAUGUGUCUUUUUUAAGAAUCCUGCCAACUAUUCUGAAAAGUCUGACUCCUUCUAUUGCAUUCUUACUUUAAUUGUGUUUUUUUUUUUGGUUUUUUUUUUUUGUUUUUUAAAUUGCGCAGGACAAUCUUAUUGGCCAACAACAUCAAACAGAUGAGCAAAGAAAUUGCUCCCACAUUUUCAGCUGACGAUGUAUCAAAGAUUAAAAAAUUUUGCAAAGCUCAUUCUAAAGUAAGAUGUUCGUGCAUUUUUUUUUUUUUUUAAUUUAAUUUAUUUUUUCUUCCCUAUGCUCAAAAUGCAAUAUGUCUAUUUCUAUAGGAUAUAUUUGAACAUUUAAGCAAAUCAUUAGCACCCAGUAUUCAUGGCCAUGAAUAUAUCAAAAAGGCAAUUCUGUGCAUGCUUCUUGGGGGUAAUGAAAAAGUUCUGGACAACGGAACCCGCUUAAGAGGGGACAUUAAUGUCCUUCUCAUAGGUAAGGGAAUGGUAUGUGUAAAACCUUUUGAUUUGUGCAAUAUUGGACUUCAAUUUAACUGACUGUAUAUUUUAGGUGAUCCAUCUGUAGCAAAAUCUCAGCUUCUGAGAUAUGUAUUGCACACCGCUCCUCGAGCCAUCACCACCACUGGCAGGGGAUCCUCUGGAGUAGGUUUAACAGCAGCAGUCACUACUGAUCAAGAGACAGGUGAGUUGAGUACAUCUGUGUAAUAAUCUCUUGCAUAAUUACACCCACUGUGAAAAUAACUAAAAUAUUGUACUUUCAGUGGAAGACUAGAUUGCACAUUAAAUGUUGGUGGAGGGUUGAGGGGUAAACAAAUGCAUGAAUGUAUAUUGGGAUUUUGCACAAACGUAUGAGCAGAUUGUUCCUAAAGGAUUACUCCAAGCAUGACAAGUGUUUUGAAGUGGUUAUGGUGCUUGAAGUCUGUGUAGUGUUUGUUUGCAUAGCACGUAUUGAGAUUUUUAUAAUGUUCCCACUGGUGUAACACAUCUGGCAUCAGUCAGCCCAGAACUGGAGUAAAUGUCAGCUCAGAGUAUGGAGUAAAUGCAUUCCGAACGUAUUGAAAAAUAGAAAUUUAUUAAGGUAAGAAAAUAAUUUUAAAAUGUAAAAAAAAAAAAAGCGCAAACCCUUUUUUCAAAUGUUUACUUUCUCUUGUCUCAAACUAUAAAACAUUGAUUCUUUAAAGCUACACUGGGGGAAUCUUACCUCUUAUCACACCGUUAGUUCUUCUCCAUUACUUCCCCCCUCUCCCCACUUCCUACAUCUAUAUAUGAAUUUUUAUUUAUUUUUUGCUAAUAAUAAGCUGACCUUAUUGACAAAAUAUCUGUAAACAAUGCUUUGCUUUUGCUUGCGUUUAGGUGAAAGACGUCUGGAAGCAGGUGCGAUGGUUCUAGCUGACAGGGGGAUUGUUUGCAUUGAUGAGUUUGACAAGAUGUCCGACAUGGACAGAACCGCCAUCCAUGAAGUAAUGGAGCAAGGACGAGUAACCAUAGCAAAAGCUGGAAUCCAAGCACGUCUGAACGCUCGGUGCAGUGUCCUGGCAGCUGCUAAUCCUGUUUAUGGAAGGGUAUGUUUGAUAAUUAAAGUGGGAGCAUACCAUAGAGGCUCACUAUCGCCCGAUAUCAUGUGUGGUGUCCUAUUGCUGUAAUUAUUGGGUGAUUUCACUACUAUUUGUUCAUUCCCUGAGCCAAUGAUUUUAAAGUGUUAGUCUUACUCUCUAACUUAACUUUUCUUUUAGCUUGCUAAAUCUUUUUCAUGCAUUAACUCUCUUCCCAAAAUCUUUAUUUUUAUUCAGUAUGGCCUGCUCUUUUUCUUUUUGUAUAUGGCUAACUUAAUGUAGUAAUAAUUUAUUAAUACAACUUUUUUUUUUUCUUUUUUUUUUACCCAAUGUUUCGUGUGUGUUUUUAUUUUAUUUUUUCCUUUCUCUAACCAUACUCUGUUUCCUGUCUUAUGAUGUUCUUAUAGAGGUACUGCUUCAGAAUUUAACACAACAAUUCUCCGUUAAGGUUAAACAAUAUUAAAAUGAAAAAUGUUUAGGUUUAUGGCUUACUUUUAGAACUGAUUAAAAGAAAAAAAAAAUGUAUAAUUAUUUGCAAAAAGGAAUACUUUAUUUACUUUAGCUAAAUAAAGCAGUUUUAGUGUAUAGAUCAUUCCCUUGCAAUUUCACUGCUCAAAUCACUGUCGUUUAGGAGUUAACCCCUUAAGGACAGAGCUUCAGAAGCUUGUCUUUCACUUAAUGAUAACAGCAUUUUUUGCUGUUUGCGUUCAACUGCAAUUAGCAUUAGCAAUUAGCAUUUUACUAAUAUAUCGUUUUUGUAAAGGACAGAAAGGGCUUUAAUUUGAUAUGAGAAUAUAUAUAAAAAAUAGAUGCAAAAAAAAUAGAUGCAAAAAGGUGAAUUUUUUUUUUUUUACAGUUUUUGCAAUAAUAAUGUGUGCAUAAUUAGUGCAGGUUAAAGAAAGUAAUUAAAAAUAAAUUAAUUUAGUUGUUCUGAUUUACAGAAUAUAUAAUGUGUCUGGGAUUUUGGUUUUUUUGGUAGUUACAGGUCACAAAGCACAAGGAGUAAAAUAAACUUUUAAUGUGGAGCGAUUUUAGAAUUUGGUAUAAAAUGUAAGAUAGUAGAGCUACAGUGAGAAAAUGUGUGUGUGGUAGCUGAAACAGCCACAAACCACUUAAGUGGAAACCCCUUCUACCACUUAUAUAGAAAUACAAAUAAUACAUACAAUAGGUGGAACACACAUCUGUUGAUUCUAAAAAAGAAAACAAAGCAUCAUAGUGUAAUAUGUCAAAAUAGAAUAUAGUAAAUGGCAGUAGAGCAAUAUUACUCACAAGCCUAGAGCCAGUAUGACAUAUGGCUCUAAUGUGCAGCGCAGUGGGACUCUUAAUAGGAUGUCCCCAUCCUUCUUGAUAUUCCUUCUUGGGUAGUUCGUAGGUAGCAGUUGAAAAUCGCAGUAUUCCAAUAUACUUUUCCAAUAAGGAAACUUUAUUAUUGAUGAAAAUAAGUAUUGGAUAAAAUGGAAAUAAAGCUUCCCAGUAAAAAUGCAAAAUAUAAAAAAAAGUCUAUAAUAGACAAAUAAAAGUUCAAGGUUCAAAGUUCACUUGGACAUAUACAGUCUACACCUUGAACUUUUAUUUGGACAAUACUGUCUAUUAUAGACUAUUAUAGACUUCUCCUUUCCUCUCGCCCCACCACUUGCCCGCUCUAUCCAAUGCCAUCCCACCUUAUCAGAUCUCUCUCCCCAUGCCUUGCGCCUUCCUUAACACACAUCUUCAACUGCUCUCUCUUCUGGUGUUGUCCCUGCUGACCUUGAAACGUGCCACUGUAGUACCUAUCCUGAAAAAACCCCAUCUAUUGACCCGUCCUACCCCUCUAUUGUCCCAUAUCUCUGCUCCCUUUUUCCUCAAAGCUUCUGGAAAGACUUGUCUUUACCCGUAUUUCUCACAUCCUCAAUUCCAACUCAAUCCUUGAUCCUCUCCACUCUACUUGGACUGCUCAUAUCAAAGUUACUAACGACCUAAUCGCAGCUAAAUCCAAAGGCCACUACUCCAUACUAAUUCUGCUUGACCUCUCUGCUACCUUUGACACUGUUGAUCGUGCUCUCCUUCUUCAAACUCUUCAAUCACUCUGUCCUCUUGUGGUUUUCCUCUUAUCUCUCCCAACGCUCAUUUAGCGUCUUCUUUUCUAAUGAUGCCUCCUCCCCUUGUAUAAUAUUGUAUAGCGCUACGGAAUCUGUUGGCACUAUAUAAAUGGUAAUAAUAGUAAUACUGGAUCUCCAGCUAUUGCAAGCCAAGAUUUUAUAUACCUUUUAAAAUAGAACAUGCAUACAAAUGGAUAAAUUCUCCAAGUCAUAAAUGCUUCCAGUUUAGCUACUUUUUUUUAUUUAAAAUGUGAAAUUCUCAGUGAAUUUUCAAUUUAGUAAAGAACCCUGGGAGAACUGGCACUUUGAGGGCCUCACAUUUCUAUAAAAGUAGAUAUACCAGAAUUCCAAAAAGGUAACAUAUUUGACACCCAAUAGCUAAUGCAUGAACCAAAAACCUGCAGAAAAAAUGUAAUGUGAAGUGGCAUUGACUCACUUCAGUAUGCUAUAGUGGUUAUGGUACAUAGACUGUUUCUCAGUUCAGAAUAUACUGGUACAAUGUGCAGUGCUUUCACCUUAAGUAAUAGACUUUUCUGCAGUCUUAUACCUCGCAGUAGAAAUGACUGUACUUUGAGGUACAAAUUGUGCUAACUAGAUUUUCGUGCAGUGCGGAAAAUUCCUAAUAUUCUGUUUUGUAAUGGCACAGUAUGAUCAGUAUAGAACCCCGAUGGAAAACAUUGGUUUGCAAGACUCUCUGCUUUCAAGAUUUGACUUGCUGUUUAUCGUUCUGGACCAAAUGGACGCAGACAACGAUAGAGAAAUUGCUGAUCAUGUUCUGCGAAUGCAUAGAUAUCGAUCCCCUGGAGAGCAAGAUGGAUAUGGUAAUUAUUUAAAUUUUUUAGAUUGUAUGUGUUUCAGUAAAACAUUUCUAGAAACCAUUUAAAAUGUGUAUAUAACAGAGGGAGGUUGUUUAAUAAAAAAAUUAAAAUAAAUAUAAAUCAGGACUUCCUGGGGUCCUUACUAAUGCUAAAGGGAACCAUAAUUGCACAUUUCUGGUGUCCCAUCAGCCAGUAGGUGUUUGAUGGAACAUGGGGCUUAAGACUGGGAUAAAUGGUGCUAGCUCAGGAAGGUGAGAAGAGCAGCCUUACCACAAGUCAACAGGACAGGUGAUGGAACACCUCCACAAGGUGAUGGAACACCUACACAUCUCACAAUGCACAUGGUUUGAAGGAAAAUCCACCUUAUCUAGUCUUAGUGAACAGCUUUAACUUGAUUUGUGCUGCUAUUGAUGGCUGAAUAUCAUUCACAGGAUUAAUGAGCAGCUUCUAGUAUCUGAUAUUAUCAAUUUGUCAAUAACCACUCUGGUUUGGCUUACAGCAAUGCCUCUUGGCUGCAGUGUUGAGAUUUUUGCCACAGAUGAUCCAAAUGCUGGCAAUGCGGCAGACCAAGAGCUGCAGAUUUACGAGAAACAUGAUAAUCUUCUCCAUGGUCCCCGCAAAAGGUUUGUGCCAGAAUGAAUUCAACCAUCAAUUUAUUUUUUUCGACAAUCUUUAUUUUUUAUAUUUUAGUUGUCAACAGUUGUAUCAAUACAACCGCAUAAAAAGAAGGUAUGCAACAAUAGUAUAGGAACAACAGGCGUAAGGGAGAACAUUAGGGACAUGUCAUUUUUGUGUGUCGGUGGUCUAUAUUGCUAUACCAAGUUACAGUAGGUGUCUGUCAGACCUGAUUAUCAGUCAUAUAUUUGUGUGGCGUUCUGUGGGCAUGUCCUCAGGAGAUGGCACGUAUCCCUAUCGGGAGCUCAUGCCACGGGUUUAUUUUCCAUGGAAUAUUUCCCUAUAGUUUACCUGGGCCAGGGUGUGUAGUGUUCUGUAUGUAUCCUCCCUCCCGCUCCCUGUGUUUAGGUUAAUAAGCAAUUGUUAGUGGGUGCGGUCAUAGGGUAGCCAUGUCGUCUACUUUUAGCCAGUUAAUAUCUCUACAUUUCCUGUGGGUGGGCUCCAGGUGUCAGGCAAUGUGAGGACCCUGUGAGUAGUCUGGGAGGUUGGGGACGAUGGCUCUCCUAGUGCCCCGCGAGCCCGUUCACCUCACCCCCCCACCCACCCGGGUCACCAAGUACCACUGUGCCCGAUGUUGGUAGUGCUGUGUAGACCUGUUAUUGGCGGUAAGCCCUCUUUACCUAUAGUCCCGUGUGAGUCCAGUUCUCUGGGUGUCUUCCGGUCAAGCUAACUAUGUGGCUGCCCACGGCAGACUUAUUUGUCAGGGGGUGUAGGGUGGAGUGCUCUCCCCCUUGUCUGUGAGGUGUCGUCUGCAAAAGAUCGAUGCACCCCACCCAGGUCUUUACGGGGCAUUAUGGGACCUAAGGUGCUUGUCCCCCGGCGGUCGGUGGAAUUGUAGUUUUUGUCCCCCGGGUGCAGCCACCUUUUAAACGCACGAGAAUUAGACCAUCAAUUGACAAUUAUAACUAUUAGACAAAAUUGGAGCUGAUAACAGGGGUUUACUGGCUCUACUUGGCAAAAUAUAGGUAAAUUCACUUGAAGCAUUUUGCAUAGCAGAUUGGUAAAGUUGGUAAACUAUUUGUAUGUUCUAUUUACUGCAUUAAUUUUUUUAAUUUUUUUUUUUUUGCAUUCCCAAAAUGUAUAUUGUAACUGUUUUGGAUUCAACCACGUGCUACUUCUUGGGCGGGGCACCAUAUUGUGCAAUCACAUUUGUUUCAAUAUAUCCUUGAGAUGCAUGUAAAACUUGGCUCAGUGGCCAUUAGACUUGUGCAUUUGGGUUCUUCCAAAUUGAAAUUUUUGCAUGGCAGUGUGGAGAUACAGACUUUGUCUGAACACUCAAUUGUCCUUAAUUUAUCCAAACUACUAGCAUGAUGCCUGACUACUUUCAGAUGAUUUUUAGGUUUUUUUUGUUUUUGUUUUUUUUCUUCUAAACAGCUAAGUUUGCCAUGAUGGACAAAUUCUGCCCAGUUAUGUUAACUCUAUCUCCUGUCCAAUCAACAGGCUAUGGAAUAAACUCGCCCUCCACCUGCCCCAAAUUCCUAGAGUAUGCAUGUCUUCAAGGAAACACAAAGUGAACUUUUAUACACCAUACAUUCUUAUGUCUUCUGGUUUCCUUCGUGAGUUCGGUUGGCAGUGGGCUUGUUGCUAGGUUCCAGAAACACAGGGCUUGAGCCCAAAGUAAAACUCAGUGAUUCCUACGCUAAUACAAUUAAAGUGAGCGUUCAAAGUGAAUUUCAUAUUUACAGUGGUAAUAACCACAUCAGUCCACUAUGCUUUUAAUUUUGCUACUUGGACGUUAAACUAGAAAUGUACGUUUAAUUCUUACUUUAAUGAAUAACCAUGUAUCAGGUGGGGAUAUGCCAUGGCAGUUUUCCCCAUCGGUGGCAGAAAUGCCUCUGCCACGUGUUCUUGGACGGGCUAGCUUCCUGCCAAAAGACUAAGGGCCCUUUAAAAACUUAUGUGAUUUCUGAACUUUUGUACUCCAUAAGGAGACACUGACCUUUGGCCUUAAUUCCCAGGAACUGUUUUGGGCAUAUGACCAUGUGCACGGUCAGUCAAAAUUAUGACUUCUAGGAAAUUCCUGAACCGAUCUGGGUGAUUUUAGGAUAUGUUGGUCACUCAGAUCGGGGCUAUCAGGGGAUGUAACUUUUGUGUGUGUUUCUGUGCUUGGAGAUGAUUGGAUUAGUACAGUUCCUGAUUCAAUUAUCUCCCGGGCACAGAGGAGGGAUUAUCUCAUUUGUGUAUGGGAGUGUCCUGGACCUGAGAUCUAAUGCUAUUGUGUGGUUAUUUUUACUGAAGUCUACUCUCAGGUGCAGGGGGAGUGCCCCUUGCAUGGGGACCUGCAUGCAAGACCAGUUGUGGCUGCCAAUAAAUGAGUUCCUGCCUGCCCUUAACAUAGUCUCAUCUCGUGUGUGGGGAACAGCUGUAUCUGCUCUUAUGAUUGCUAUAUCACUAUACUUGUCUGGGUUAUAAUCACUUGCUCUAAGAGCAGCCUGCUACACUCUCUCUGGAGGACGGUGACACACCAGCCAAGCUGUAAUGCUGGAAGUGGGCACUACGGUGCUGAUGGUGUCUGGAGUGCUUGUAAGUACUCAGAGGUACUAGGAAGCGGCGAUUGGAGGAGGCACCCAGUAGGGGUGCCAGGUGGUCCGUCACACCAUCUUUUUACAUAAUGUUCAUGUCCUCUCUCUACCCAUGAACAUAGUUCAGCUGAUGCUGUCAAGGAUCUCUGUAAAAGCAGACACAAAUAAGCAUAUACUGCUCAGCCAGAUAUUCAAUGUCUGUGCUGUGCUUUCCGAACAAAGAGAGGAGUGCAACAAAGUUCUGUUCAAAUAUCCCCUUCCAACAGUCACCCCCAACCCCUGAGGAACCUGAUGGCAUUCUACUUCUGGGCAUCAGUCCCCUUAGAAAUGUCAGUCUUUGACAGAAUAUAUCCUAUUGUCCUAUAUUCUUUAUUCCACUCUCUCCUGAACAUCUAUACCAUAUGCAACUACUAAAGCCAUUCUUGAUAGCUGAUUUAAAAAAAGUUUGUUAAAUUAAAAAAUUAUAAAAUCUGUAUUCAGUCAGUUUAUAUAUAUUUUUUUCCCCCCCUCCUUCCUCCCAACAUAAGCAAAUCAAAGGUUGUAAGCAUGCAGUUUAUUCGGAAAUACAUUCAUGUUGCUAAGCUGAUGAAGCCUGUUUUAACACAUGAAGCUUCUGAACAUAUAUCUCAUGAAUAUGCGAAGAUCCGAAGUCAUGAUCAAAUGAAUAAUGAUCGUGCGAGGGUAUGUACUUUUGAAGCCUAAUUUAACUCAUGGACCUGUGUAAUUGUAUAAAGGGUUAGAAAACAAACAUUUAUCUUUAUUGUGAUAGGUGUUUUAUAAAUAAUCAUGACUGCAUCUCUCCCAAUCAACUCAUAACAUAUUUGGCAGGUAAAACAAGACAAACUGACUAACAAAAGGUUGGAAGGUGGGGCCAUAAUAGAUGGAAAUACUGCUGAGGAAGGUUACAAAGGAUGAGGAUUUAAGGCGUGAGCCAAUACUCUUAUUUAAAGCAGUGUUUAGGGAAUGACUGCAAAGGUUGGGUAGUUGAAUCUGAUGAAGGAGGGCAUUCCAUUAGAAAGUGACAAUCCUGGCGUAAUUUGUAGGGGAAAAUCUAGGGUGCGGGUGCAAGAAUGGGAUAAAAACAGGUCAUUGGUGGAGUGAAGAGGCUGAGCUGAAGCAUAUCUAAUAAUGAGCAAGGAAGUUUAAGCAGGGGCACAGUUAUGGAGAUCUUGUGUAGGCAAGCACAAGAUCAUUACACUGACCUCCUAUCUCACUUUAGGAUUUUGUUGAUCUGUUCCUAUAGCUAGAAAAAACUAAAUGUGCAGAAAAUGUCUUGUCAAUAUUUUGUUGGUACUAAGCACACAUUAUUUUCUUAGACUAUGCCAGUUACUGCCAGAGCUUUGGAAACCAUGAUCCGUUUGGCUACUGCUCAUGCAAAGGUCAGGAUGAGCAAAACUGUUGACAUUCAAGAUGCUGAAACUGCCCUUGAGUUGGUUCAGUUUGCGUAUUUUAAAAAGGUAUGCAUCAGCACAACAGGAAAUGUGUGGAAAUGGACACUGCAUUAUGUCUAUUGAUCCUUGCUCGUUUUUUUUUUUUUUUUGUCUCCAAUAAAUGUAAUCUGUCCGAAAAGGCAACUGUUUUCAACAGUCAGUGUUCUAGUCUGUACUACUGUGUAUAAUUAUUGACAGGAGAUUCUCGUUUCGAAUUUGGCAAUCGGUUAUGUUUGUUUAGGUUAUUUGUAUAACCAUAUGAAUGUUUUUCUUCCACAAUUCCUGUUUAGUAAUGAAAAACUAGACUUGGAAUUACUUAAAAAUUCUUGGUAUUCUAAAGGAAAUAAAACCUUCAUAGACAGAUUAUGCGGCCCUAUUAUUAUUAUUAUUUAUUAUUACCAUUUAUAUAGCGCCAACAGAUUCCGUGGUGCUUCUUACCAAUACUUAAACCACCUCUUACCACUUUGACUUGGCUGUCUCUCCAGCCUUUCCUGAAUUGUACUCCUGAUCAGGCUUCAUUUACCUACAAAGGAAUUUUAACUGAUGCAUUAUUCACCUAGAUAAUCAUAUGCAAUUGCCAAUCAAGCUUGCUUACUGACAAAAUCUUACUGUUGGCAUUCAUGAUCAUAGUCAGCAUAUUUCUGUUUUUGCUGCACACCCUAUCAUUUGUAGGAUUGAUACAUUUUUUGGAUUUUCUUUUUGUUUUUGCCAGAAGAGGUGAGACUAUAAUAUGGCUUAAAUAUUUGAUAUAAACAAAUUCUCACAUGCAUGGGUAAAUACUUGAGCUGACCACUAAGAAUAUAUGUAAUUCUGCAUGAAGGUACGCAAAAUCAUCUAAAUUAAAGUAUAAAAAAGUUUAAUACAAACCCUGGGAAUUUACGUUUUUGGUGGGUUUGUUUUGUUUUUUUCUUCUCUCUAUGCUGUGCGUAAAUUAAAGCUGUUUAAUUUGUACCCGGGAGGGCAAAUUUUUCUAUAUUCACUUAUUACAAAAUUGUAGUGAAUUGAAAACUGAAUUGCAUUAACUGAUGUAAAGAGGUUUUGGAAACCUUUUCAAAUGUUCCUAUAGUUACAGCUUUUGAUGCUUUUAUACCUAAAUUUUGCAAUUCCGUUUUCAAUUGCCUACAGUUUUGUUGGAAUAGAGCUGCAGAGUCAGAUUAAGAUUACGCAGGGACCUUGAACCUGGUGUCCUGGUCUGUGAAUGAGUGUGUGUUUAAGUGGUUGAUGUGUGCCUGCAAGUUCUGGUUAAGCGGUAUCGGUUGUCUGCUUUUAUCAGAUCCACAUUCUCUCUCGGUCCACUUGGAUCUCUCCCUUUAUCAGACCCACUUGUUUGCCUCCAGUCUCUCUUCCUCUGUUCAUCCCUCUUUUCUCUCUUGUUCUCCUCUCCCACUUUUAAGUCUUGCCUUUAACCUGUGCUAACCAAUGGCAAACAGGAUAUAGCAGUUGCCGCUCUUCCUGUCCUCCUAUUAGUUCCCAUGCAGUGCAGCUUCACUAUGUGGAGGAGGCAAAGCUAUGAUGUACGAUCCUUUGCCCACCCUCUCCUCACAGACCUCUCACGUAGGAUUUUAUUUGCUGUCAUUCUGCACUAGAAAAGGUUAUAAUUGUAGAUGAUUCUCGGCAAGUUGAAUUAUACAAGUAAUAGCUCUGUAAAAUAAAUAUUGUGGGCUAAUUGGGGAGAUCUGCAGAUAACCCACCUGGUCCCAGGAUGCAUAGCUGCAUAGCUGCAGUGGAGUCCCCUGUUACAUAUGUGCUCCUGUCUUUGGUGGCCACCUAUGCCACCUUAUGGGUAAUCUGGCUCUGUGGAGCUCUGGUGGUAGAUUCUUUAUCUAGAGGUAGUCUCUAAAAAAAAAAAAUUUAUUACAAAAACUGGGUAAACAGUUUGACAAAAUUUGGUUCUCUUACGGCACCCAAUGCCACACUGAUAACCUGCACCUUACACCUUCUCAAGUGUGAAUCUGUUCAAAGGUUUAUAGUCUUAGUUCCUUUUGAAUCUCAACCCUAUCUUUGCUUUAAGAAGUUGUGUUUAACACCCAGAUGCAUUGCAAAGGGUGUCUGCAGAAUGAAGUCUGAAACAUGAGGAAUGUGUCUGCUUGUUUGCACGUAGAGAUCGGAAUUUUGGGUGAAUGGUGGAUGUGAUUUCUUGGAAUUUUUGUGCCCAAGAUGGUCCUUGAAAUGUAGAUGCCCCACAACAGUAAAUUUUGAAUGUGUUUUAUGUAUAUACCCUUAUGCACUUAUGUCAUGCAUUUUCAUUUCAUUGCUUUGUUUUAGGUGUUGGAAAAGGAAAAGAAAAAGGUUAUUAAAGAUAAAACAGAAGACUCAAGCCAAGAAACCCCAAGUCAAGAGGGCCCACGGUAGGUACCAAGGCUGUCACAAACUGCAAUGAACUAAACAAAGUAACUACAAAUCGUUUCACAUUUAUAUCUUUUUGUAGGAAAAGUUCUAGACGGGCAGGAAAAACUACAGACUCACAAGAUGACUCUAUGGACCCCUAUGCGUUCAGUCAGGGAGAUAAUGAAAGUGAAUGUAAGUGCUUAAUUGUAUUAACUCGCAUGGUGUGUUAAAAUGAUUUUACAGUUUAAACUUCAGCUAGUAUAUUCUCACACCAUGGUUUCAGUUUUUGUAUUUUUUUUGUUCCUUUUUUGUUUUGUUUGUUCCUUUUUAAAAAAAAUUUAUUAUAUCACUUUUGAGGAAAGUCUGAAUUGACAAUUUUUUGCCUACGAGGAAGACCUUCGGGCGGGUGUGUGUGUGUGUGUAUAUAUAUAUAUAUAUAUAUAUAUAUAUAUUUUUUUUUUUUUAAUUUUUUUUUUUAAGCUUUGUCUUCAAGCUGCCACCUCCAAAACAUGGAAGUUGCCUUAGAAGUCCUUUACAAAAUAUGUAAAGACAUCCGAUAGACAUCCUAAAGUGACAGAGCUGUUUAAAAUUACAAUUUAAAAAAAACUAAAACUGGGGCAAAUGCAAAUAAGCAUCUGCAUGAAAUUUUGGAACAUAAUGGAAGCAAAGACUGUAACCAGGAAUGCGAGGUGUAUUUAAAAAUUGAAGCUCAUAAUAUUUUGUGUGUCUAUAAAUGUUCUCCCUUGUUUUUGUAGUAAUGCCGAUUAAUUUUUUUACAGCACUUUCUCAGAGUAUGAGAACUCCAAGAAAGGUAUCUGAAAGCCAAGGAGACGAUCCACACAAGAGCUUGUUGAGCCAGACCCGGUAAUGAUGCAUUGUAGCCAAUUCAUACCUUCCAGCAUUUCAAAUGGCCAAAGAAGGGUGGAUGUGUGUGAAGGAGCAGGGUUCUUCAAGACUUUUGGAUGACUUCAUGACAUAUCAGUAGAAAGGCUUUUUGUGAAAAUCUUAGAUGUUACUUUCCCUUAAAUUGUACCACCAUUUCUUCUUGGUGGUUGGAGAACAAGAACUUAUUGGGUUAACAAGAGUUUAUUUUUAUUUAUUUUUUAGGGAAAUUACCAUUGUUUAUAUAUAUAUAUAUAUAUAUAUUUUUGCUACAUCAGGCUUUAUUGCACUAAAUAAAAGCCCACAUUGUUCAUUGUCUUAAAUUAAGUGUCUAAUAAGAUUUAUGGAAAAUUGUAUUAAAGUUUGACAUUCUCGGGGAGUAAAUACUGACCGGAUGUUACUGUAUUUUGUUUCUCCUUCUCUAUAGAAUAAAGGAGUUUAAAGCAGCUCUAUUGAAAGCCUUUAAGAGCACACGCUCUCAGUCGGUGACCGUGACUCAGCUACUAGAACUGAUCAACAAAGGGAACAUUAACACAUUCGAAGCUGAUGAAGUUAAACAGGCGCUGGACAACAUGCAAAAUGACAACCAAGUAAUGGUGGCUGAUGACGUUGUAUUCUUAAUAUAA
Molecule: messenger RNA, 23063 nt
Organism: Pelobates cultripes (western spadefoot toad)
Lineage: Eukaryota; Metazoa; Chordata; Amphibia; Anura; Pelobatidae
Source: the annotation of a GenBank genome assembly